Spodoptera litura is the source of this 2284-nucleotide messenger RNA. RefSeq lists its product as uncharacterized. NCBI's taxonomy places the organism in Eukaryota, Metazoa, Arthropoda, Insecta, Lepidoptera, Noctuidae. The record is from RefSeq and is a predicted model, not a curated record.
GGUUCUUUUGGUAUGUACUAUACGUAAUGGAUAGUAUUAUACCUACAAAUAAAAUUAAUUUUAUUGUAGAUAAAACUUAAGUAACACCAUUGCUAGUAAUAACAACACGACAACGAUGACAGUUUCAAUUAUAUGAUUUAGCCAACAUGAUACAUGGCUUGCUAUAUAAUAUUUUGGUCAGUGAAUAAUAGUAGUAAACCAACGUUAGUUCUCAGUCGUUUGUCGCCAAUGUAACCACACCAUCUUUAAACAUGAAAAACGUUUUAAUAUUGUUCACUCUUGUGCAUUCUACAUUAUCGAAUUUUACAUUUAAUGAUGACUUUCCUAACUGCACCGUAACAUCAAACCUUAUUAAAACAGCUGUGAACAUUUCAAGUACAUACUACAAUCGUCACUUCACUACAACAGUCAUUUGGAAACAAAAUUCAUCAAAUUGUGUCAAUGGAUUCUUAAUGAGUUACCCUGGCUCUGUGGUCCUCAGUCCUUGGGCCACUUACAACGAUAGCAGAGUCCGUGACAUCAAUGAAACAGUUGGAUUCAAACAAACAAUCUAUUUCGCAAAUGAUUUGAAUGAAUACGAAAUUAUAAUGAAGCUCAUCAAUGAAGUUAUAAGAUUCCCCAUUCGUUUUAUUCUUGUCUUGGAAAAUAUUGUGACGUCAAAUCAAGAGCUGUAUGAUUAUAUAGAAGUGACGUCAAAGAACGAUCAGGCAGACUUAAUUGUAGUCAGUGAAAUGGAUACUGGUGAAGUAAAAUUAUCGACGUUUUUUCCCUAUAGUGAAGGUCUAUGCGGUAAUUACACGCCAGUGUUUAUGAAGUACGGUCAAGACAUGUUUCCUAAGAAAUUCAGCAAUUUCUAUCAAUGUCCUAUAAGAACGGCCCUCUUAGAAUACUUUCCUUACGUUACUGUACAAGCAGAAGAUGGCAGGAUCAGAUCCGUUGGUGGCUAUGAUGGAAAAAUACUUAUGAUUAUAUUAACUAAAUUGAAUGCUUCAUUAGAAGUUACAUCUGCUUAUAAUAAUAGCAUUUUUGGAACGUACGUCAAUGGGACAGCAACUGGUUCUAUUGGAGACUUGGCUACUGAAAAAGCUGAUAUACUUAUUCCAGCUGACAUUCUUACUGAGAAAAGAUAUACCGUGACUCUACCAUCUCAUACUUACCACACAGUGGACAUUCGUUGGGUGGGCCGUAGGCAACGUGAAGUAUAUGAUUGGCUAAAAUUUAUUGUUCCUGACCAAACCAACUUUACUUACCUACACGGUCUGGUAUACAUUUCAUUUCUUAUUUCUGCUAGUCUAGUGAUAAAAUGUAAACCACAUUUGACCAGAGCAACUAAUCGCAUAUUGUACCAAUCGUUUAUAAUAAUAUUGGGUCAGUCAGUGAAAUUCGUCACAAAGUCUUUCCUUCUCAAUACCCUUUUCGUUCUUUGGAUUUGGUUCUGCUUCUUCUUCAGAAUCGACUAUCAAGCAGAUCUUGUGAAUGCCUUACAGACUCCAGAUUUAGAACCACCAUUUGAAUCUAUAGAAGAUGCAGUCACAAAAGUGGAUGGUUACGGCGGAGUGGAAGUAGUGGUGGAAUAUUACAAGGACACUCCAUUGGAACACAAUUAUAAAGUGAUACCAAUGAAUGAACUGAGAAAGUAUAUUCGUCGUAUCUUUGAAGGAGAGAAUUUCCUUCUAGCUACGGAUAUUGCUUUGGUUAAUCUUCUAGCACCUUACGUUCAAAUACUUGAGAAACGUAUCAGUGCUACUGGUGCUAGUUUCUACAUGCGCCCUGGGUGGCCAGCAGCCAAGGACGUGGAUGAUGUAAUAUUCAGCCUCGUCGAAGCUGGAGUUAUAGACAAAAUUUUGAGCGAUGGAAAUAACCACAAAUGGAUUUUGGAUAGGACAGACAUUCAUGAUGAAAUGAUUCCUAUUGGUAUAGCGUUUUCGAAGAUAAACACCUUGUUCUACGGUUUGAUUUUGAUGUGGGUGGUUUGUGCUAUAAUAUUGAUUAUAGAAAUCAAACAUUAUGAAAAGAAAAUGAAGAAAGCACAAAGGGAAUGAAAUCGUAACGGUUUGUUUUGACAACUACAACUCCUGCUCCUAUAUAAAUAGAAGCAGUUGAUGCAAGUAUUUAGAAUAAGAUAACAUAUCUAUCACAAAUAAUCACUCGGAGAAGUGUAACUGACUAUUGCGAGUGUAAAUAAAUAAUUAAUACACAUCUAUACAGAUACACCUGUGUGAUUUUGUAAUGCACCUUCAACUUUACUUACUUUCGACUUUAAUGAAACUUAUCCUACUGUUAU